UCAGUCGUUCGGUUGUUCGUGUGUCCGUUGUUCCGUUCCGUGUACCUUGUCGUUUGUUGCGCGUCCAACGAGAGCCAAACAAAAAAAUCCAAAAUGUUUUACUAGAAUCGAAAAGAACAAUUUUCGCUUAAUUUAAUGCCAAAUAAAGUUUGCAAGCAGCUGUAGAGCAGUUCUCUGUUGGGUUUUAGCGUUUUCCAAACGCCACACUUUGAUAGUUUUUCCGCAGAAGAAAAAAACCAAAAAGCAAUAAUACCUAAGAUGGGUCUUUCGGAUAUACCAGCCAACUAUAUGACCCAGGGCAGUCAUCCCCACCUGAGCAUCCACCACAGCCACAGCCACAGCCAUCACCAGCAUCAGCACCAGCAUCACAAUCAACAGAAUCAUCAGCACAAUGGAACGCCCGCCCAGCAGGCCGCCCAGGUCCUGGCGAUGGAAUCGAACGAGCUGCUGAUGAGCACCAAAGACAAGUUGUCCAGCAAAAAGAAGAUGCACUUGCUCAAAAAGAUCAAGAAGCGCUUCGGACUCGUUCGCCGUUCGCCCUCCUCCUGCCCUGGACCCAACAACCUGCCGCCCCUGCAGUUCCACAGCGUGCACGGGGAUAACAUCAGGAUCUCCCGCGAUGGCACCCUGGCACGUCGCUACGAGAGCUUCUGUCGGGCCAUCACCUUCUCGGCGCGCCCAGUGCGCAUCAACGAAAGGAUCUGCGUGAAGUUUGCGGAGAUCUCGAACAACUGGAAUGGAGGGAUACGCUUUGGGUUCACCAGCAACGAUCCUGUGUCGCUGGAGGGCACCCUGCCCAAGUACGCCUGUCCGGAUCUGACGAAUCGGCCCGGCUUCUGGGCCAAGGCCCUGCACGAGCAGUACUGCGAGAAGGACAACAUCCUGUACUACUACGUGAACAAUGCGGGGGACGUGAUCUACGGGAUCAACAAUGAGGAGAAGGGUGUGAUCCUCUCGGGGAUCGAUACGCGAAGCCUGCUGUGGACUGUGAUUGAUAUUUAUGGCAAUUGCACGGGAAUUGAAUUCCUGGACUCGAGGAUCUACAUGUACCAGCAGCAGCAGCAACAGAUAACCCAGUCCCUGCCCCUGCAACCGGCGAUCCAACAGCAACAGCAGCAGCAGCCGGUGCCACAGAUGCAGCAGCAGAUGCCGCCACAAUCCGCCCUGAAUCCGCAUCAUCCGCAUCAGCAGUCGCGUCGCUCGCUGCCCGGGAACGGCGGCGUGAUCGAGCACGAUCUGGAGCGGCAUGUGAUGCCGUCGCUGCAGUCGCUGCAUUUGACAGGAAACGCCACAGCCAGUGUGGAGCAGGCGGCCAUCGCCCACGACCUGGCGAACGGUCUGCCACCGCUGCGAUACAAUGCCAAUGGACGGCUCAUUCCCGUGCCCUUCCACAUCACGAAGGGCAGGAAUGUGCGUCUCUCCCAUGACCGUUUCAUUGCCUCCCGCACAGAGUCGGACUUUUGUCAGGGCUAUGUCUUCACGGCCCGCCCCAUACGCAUCGGGGAGAAGCUGAUUGUGCAGGUCCUCAAAACAGAACAGAUGUAUGUGGGGGCCCUGGCGCUGGGUCUGACGUCGUGCAAUCCUGCCGUCCUGCAACCAAACGAUCUGCCAAAUGAUUCCGAUUUUCUGCUCGAUCGUCCCGAGUAUUGGGUCGUCAGCAAAGACAUUGCGGCCGCCCCGCAGCGCGGCGAUGAGAUUGCCUUCUUUGUGGCCCCCAACGGGGAGGUGUCGAUCAGCAAGAACAAUGGCCCAGCCGUUGUGGUGAUGCACGUGGAUCAGUCCCUGCAGCUGUGGGCCUUCCUCGAUGUCUACGGCUCGACGCAGUCGUUGAGGAUGUUCCGCCAGCAGCUGCCGAACAUGGUGGCAUAUCCCUCACAGCCGCAGGUGAAUGCCAGCGCCUGCAGCACCUCCUCCGCUUCUACCUCGAGAAUGCUGCCCAUGACCGAGUCCAUGACCAGCUUGAAUGCCGGACAGCUGCUUGGGGCGGCCACCAAGAUGCUGCAACACAACUCACAGCUGAGUGUGGCGCAGAGCACGAGCACGCUGGCCUCGGCCGCUGGAGCAGCGAACGGCAGUCGUAUGAUCAGCAUGCCCUCCAAUGGUGACAUCCUGCAGAUCCAACCGAAUGGCGGUGGCACUGUGCUGGUCGUAAAUCUCCCGCCAGCCAGCAGCUCCCAUGAUCUGAAUGGCCAACAGAUGUCGUCGAGGCCAACGACCACGACGGUGACCUCCAGUGGGAUACUGGCCGGAGCCUGCAGCAGUGGGACCCUCAUCAGCACCGCCAGCAGUCAGUAUAUUGAGCCCAUCGCCAAUAGCACAAACAAUGCUGCCAACAAAUGGAAGGACAGCUUGAGCGAUCAGCAUAGCACGGACUCCAGCGCGGAGUGCACUAUUUGCUAUGAGAAUCCCAUUGAUUCGGUGCUCUAUAUGUGCGGACACAUGUGCAUGUGCUACAACUGCGCCAUCGAGCAGUGGCGCGGCGCGGGCGGCGGCCAUUGUCCGCUGUGUCGGGCAGUGAUUCGAGAUGUCAUCAGGACCUACACGACGUAGGAGCCGCGACUGAGCGUAGGAGCAGCCCCCUCAAGCCAGCGGGAAGCGUUUCAGUUUCCUAAACAAAAGAAAACCUUUUAACUCGCAAUCAAAUCUAAAAAAAAAAAAAACUAAUAUAAAAAAUACUUUGUUGCAUUUCGUAAGAAAAGGAGAGCAGCGGAAGAGAGAUCAAUUAUAUAGGGCAUAAGGAAGGAAAAGUAGCACGGCAUGGAAUGGAUUGCAAGACUCUAGUAUUAACAAAUAACUGAUAUUUUUGCAGAAACUAAAGAUUAUAGAAAGGACUAUUUAGAGAGAUGGCAGAAGCAAGAAUGUCUGCAUGCUUCUUAUAUAUUUUUAUUAGAUAUAUUUAAUUUUUUUGUGAUUUUAUGAGUAUAAGAGAGUGCGCCCGAGAGCCGGAGCCCCCUGAGAAUAUUAUUGUAUUGUUCAACCGAGAUUUUUACGUUUAUUUAAUUUUUUUGUAAACACCGAAGCCACAUACAUAUGGUAUACAUAAUAUAUUUAUGCGUGUUGUACACUAAAUAUUAAAAACCAAAGUAUUGUAUGGAAGGAUUGAACGAUUGAUCAGAGCCGAUCCGUUUUUGUAUUAAAUUUUUUUAUUGUAUUGUGCAAAAAUUUAAGGACAAAAGUUGUUGCAAAUUUACUUAGUUUUUUCUGUAUAUGAAAAUUUCGAUUCAAAAACAAAACAAAAAUUAUAUAUUUCCAAUCAUUUUGGUGCUAAAAAAUGUUUUGAAUUUGCAAAAAUUAUGAAAAUUGUUAAAGGAUUUUGAAUGAAAAGUUAUGUUUAGGCUUGCGGCAACUACAAUACAUGGAAAUUAUAGGAACUAAAACCAUUGACUACUUUCCGAACAGAAGGAAAAGCACAGAAAAUAAAUCUAUUCUGCCAGCACAAAAAGAUUGAGAUCAGAGAAAAAUGCUUAUAUGCACGAAAACCAAAAUACAAGAAAGACAGAAAACUGCAAGAGCAGGAUGCGUGUUAAAUCUAGUUUAUAGUUUAGUUUUAAGCGAUAUUUUAAGUUAAUUUCUAGUCAACGAAUUAUGCUGAAGUUUAAUCUAAAAAAAAAAACAAAAUGGGACUUCACUUCAACCAAACAAAACAAAAGAAAAAAAAAACAACAAAAAAAACUAUGAAGGAAAAUCGUAUAUUGAGCACUCACGCUAAGCAAUUUUAAUGGAAAUGCCGCAUUUUAAUGAAUUAACAUUUAAGUAGUGCACAUAUUUUUAAUGAAACAAUGAUUAUAUAUUUUAAAUGAACAAAAGACUUGUAUGUUGUACAGCAACAGCUCGAAAGGAAAUACAUGUAUUGAAAACUGGA
This is a messenger RNA of Drosophila persimilis, 3862 nucleotides long. It is a transcript of the gene neur, whose product is annotated as protein neuralized. Gene Ontology annotation, molecular function: ubiquitin protein ligase activity. The record is from RefSeq and is a predicted model, not a curated record. The transcript is spliced from 3 exons. NCBI's taxonomy places the organism in Eukaryota, Metazoa, Arthropoda, Insecta, Diptera, Drosophilidae. The coding region runs from base 259 to 2550 and encodes 763 amino acids.